GCGGGCAGCCGCCGCGCUUCCGGGUGCGGGCCCAGGAGGGCGGCGGGCCCGGCGCGGCGUGAGGGGCCGCGGGGCGGGCGGAGGGCGAAGUUUCCCCGACCGGAUGUGAACGAACGAGCGGACCGGACGGAGCGGGAGGGAGCCGCGCCCGGACCAUGAGGCUCCGACUGUGGCUGGUCCCUGCCCUGGUGCUGCUGUGGGGGCCGGGCGGGCUGGAGGCGCUGGGGCGCCCGCCGCGCCGGCUGCGCUACGACACAGUUGAGUCCAUGCUUUCAGACUACGACAUCCUUUCUCAGUCUAGCAUCCAGCAACACUCACUGAAGAAGAGGGACCUCCAGCCUGAGACACAUGUAGAGAGGCUCUUAAGCUUUUCAGCCCUGCAAAGGCACUUUAAAUUAUACUUAACAGCAACUGCUGAACACUUUUCAGAAAAAUUUCAAGCGUUAAUUGUGGAUGGUGAAGGCAAGGAAAAGAAGUAUCGUGUUCAGUGGCAAGACUUUUUUACCGGACAUGUCGUUGGAGAGCAUAAUUCCAAGGUUGUGGCACAUAUUGGGGAUGAAGAUUUUACAGUGAGAAUCAAUACUGAUGGAGAAGAAUACAACGUUGAGCCACUGUGGAGAUUUGUAGAUAAUGUGCAAGAUGAAAGACUGCUGGUCUACAGAUCUGAAGAUAUUAAAGAUUUCUCAAGAUUGCAGUCCCCCAAAGUGUGUGGUUAUUUAAAGCUAAACGAAGAAGAACUGUUGCCAAAAGGACUGGAAGACAGGAAGCAAAACGAAGUAAGCAUCCAUCGGAAGAAAAGAGCUGUUCCAGAGAGCGCCAAAAACACGUGCAAGAUGUUGGUAGUGGCAGAUCAUCGUUUUUUCAAGUAUAUGGGCCGUGGGGAAGAGAGUACCACUAUAAACUAUUUGAUUGAAUUGAUAGACAGAGUAGAUGACAUCUACCGAAAUACUUCCUGGGACAAUGGAGCCUUCAAUGGGUACGGCAUACAGAUAGAGCAGAUUAUCAUCCACAAUGAGCCAAAUGUUGUAAAACCUGGAGAAAAGCAUUACAAUAUGGCAAAAAGUUACCCAGAUGAUAAGAAAGAUGCCUGGGAUGUGAAAAUGCUGCUAGAGCAAUUUAGCUUUGAUAUUGCUGAGAAAGCAGCUCACGUGUGCCUUGCUCAUCUCUUCACAUAUCAAGAUUUUGACAUGGGAACACUUGGAUUGGCUUAUGUUGGCUCUCCCAGACCUAACAGCCAUGGUGGCAUUUGUCCUAAAGCUUACUAUAGUCAAACUGUAAAGAAGGACAUCUAUCUGAACAGUGGCUUAACCAGCACCAAGAACUAUGGGAAGACCAUCCUUACAAAGGAGGCUGACCUGGUUACAACUCAUGAACUCGGACAUAAUUUUGGAGCAGAGCAUGAUCCUGAUAGUCUGCCAGAAUGUGCCCCCACUGAAGACCAGGGCGGGAAAUAUGUUAUGUAUCCAAUUGCUGUCAGUGGAGAUCACGAAAACAACAAGAUGUUCUCAAGCUGCAGCAAAAAAUCCAUCCAUAGGACCAUAGAGAUCAAGGCCCAGGAAUGCUUCAAAGAGCGCAACAACAAAGUGUGUGGGAACUCCAGAGUGGAUGAAGGGGAGGAAUGCGAUCCUGGCCUCUUGUACCAACAGGCUGAUCCCUGCUGCUCUGCAGACUGUAAACUGAAAGAUGGUGCCAAAUGCAGUGAUCGGAACAGUCCCUGCUGUAAAGGCUGUCAGUUUGAAAGUGCACAGAAGAAAUGCCAAGAAGCCAUAAAUGCCACUUGUAAAGGAGAGUCUUUUUGCACUGGGAACAGCAGUGAGUGCCCCCCUCCAGGGAAUGCUCCAGAUGACACGGUCUGCGUGGACAUGGGAAAGUGCAAGGAUGGGGAGUGUGUCCCUUUCUGCGAGAGGGAGAAGAACCUACGGUCAUGUGCGUGCAACGAAACGGAUAAUUCCUGCAAGGUGUGCUGCCGGGACGAGCAGGAUAGGUGCAUACCGUACGUUGAUGCUAACGACCAGUUCUUGUUCCUGCGCAAGGGGAAGCCUUGCACUGUGGGCUUCUGCGAUACAAAUGGCAAAUGUGAGAAGCAAGUACAGGAUGUGAUUGAACGAUUUUGGGAUUUCAUAGACCAACUCAGCAUCAAUACUUUUGGGAAGUUCCUAGCGGAUAAUAUAGUGGGCUCUGUGCUUGUCUUCUCCUUGCUUUUUUGGAUUCCUCUCAGCAUCCUUGUGCACUGCGUGGACAAGAAAUUGGACAAGCAGUACGAGGAGAACACAAAGUCCUUGUUUUGCCCCAGUGUAAGUGGCUGUCUGAAUAUGAAUUGGCAGAAAGCUAUCCAAUGUGUAUUAGAUAAUCUGAACCUAGGAAUGUGGAGAUGCUCAGCAGCCUGGACUCUGCCUCCGUUCGAAUCAUCAAGCCCUUCCCCACGGCGCAGUCGACAAGCCGGCACCAGCCUCUGCAGCCCAUCACAGCCGUGCCUGCCGUCGCUGCGGCACCCAAACAGGACCACCAAAGAAUGGACACUAUUCAGGAGGACCCGAGCACCGACUCUCACAUUGACGAGGAUGGGUUUGAGAAGGACCCUUUCCCAAAUAGCAGCUCAGCCGCCAAAUCUUUCGAGGACUUGACAGACCAUCCUGUCAUUAGGAGUGAGAAAGCUUCGUCCUUUAAACUACAGCGCCAGAACCGGGUGGACAGCAAAGAAACAGAAUGCUAGUGUCUUGCUGCCUUCUAAACAUGACUUGUGUCUGCAAAACAAGGAUCUAAAACCAUUUCAUUUAUAUAAAUAUAAAUAUAUGUAUAUAUAUUUUUGUGAGGGAGUGGGAGAAAUAAGGAAGUGACCUACUGCAGAUGCUGGUCAUGUGUAUGACCUUCCUUAAAUUACAUUUAUUAGAGCAUUAUAUCUUUUAAAAAGGAAAAUCCAAACUAAAACUGGCUUGUUUUUGAAGCUUAUUGGAUUUGUUUUUCUAUUCCCUUGACCUUCAACAUUUCCUUCAACCUGUGGUGCAAAACCAAAUAUCCUGCUGGAUAUUGGAUUGUGUAUAUCAGCCUUUUUUAUAAUUUAAUAUUUUGUAGUCUGACAGCACUGAUAGACAAAAUUAAGGGGCUUUUAAAAACAAAAUGAAAACACUGCAGUAUGUUCCAUAUAGAGUAGAUCAUUUAGCAAUUUAAGGUACAUGUAAGCAAAGCCUAAACAGAUGACUUCAGAACAUGAGAGUAAUGAAACAGAUAAAAAUAGUCGCACAGCAUUGAAUGAAGAUGCAUAAUUGGAAUCAAGCAGCUUAAGAUAUAGAGUUUCUAAAUAAAUAAAAGGAUCAUAGAGAGGCUGUUAAAAAUGAAAUGCUCCUCUAGCAUGAAACUCUUUUGCCUCUAGUACUGAGGUUGUCUUUGUCUUCGUGGCAGAGAGGCUUUCCUUGGGAGUUCCCCACUCUGCACGAAGAGGCUUGCGUGUUGCAGGUGUCUGGUAGAAGGAAGUAUAAGGGGAGAAAUCAUUUAUGCGGAUGAGGACUGGUUUAACGAACUGUUUACAGCAGUUGUUUCAGUGCAGAAAUGUUUUUCCGAAUGUUAUUUUGAAAUGGGUAACACUAUUGUUGAGAUGUUCAAAGAGCUGAGCCUCAGUUUUCAGGGUCUGUGCGGCCUUUGGAAGCUCCUACUGCAUAAAUAAAUGGUGGGGGGGGAAAUUCACUCCACUGCAGGGGGGGCAUUUGUUUAAAAACAAUUGUGAAUUUAAUGAAAAAAGAAAGAAACUUUUGUUAAACUUACAGGGCAAGUAUUGGGAGGAGACUUCAUGACUUCAACAUCCCACACAGUACAAUGUGAUGUUAAAAGUUGGUAAUCUAAUGGUGUCCUCUACUUUGAUUCACCUGGAGAUCUGCAAGGCGAGCUGGGAAUGGCACAUGAGUCUUGUUUUAGCUUAGUAGCAGAUGGACUGACGCAGUGGAGUCAGAGCAACACUCGUGACAGUAAAGCAGCAUCUUAAGUCUGCAUUGGUUUUCUCCCAUGAUCUGUUGAUAAAACUGACAUAAAAUGUGACCAACAGUAGAACCAUUUUAACUGUUACAAGCCUGCACUCAGCUACAGGGGAACCGCAGCUGUGGAAGAGCC
This is a messenger RNA of Aquila chrysaetos chrysaetos, 4101 nucleotides long. RefSeq names its product ADAM metallopeptidase domain 17 (gene ADAM17). Gene Ontology annotation, biological process: membrane protein ectodomain proteolysis; Notch signaling pathway. The coding region runs from base 156 to 2624 and encodes 822 amino acids. Gene Ontology annotation, molecular function: metalloendopeptidase activity. NCBI's taxonomy places the organism in Eukaryota, Metazoa, Chordata, Aves, Accipitriformes, Accipitridae. The record is from RefSeq and is a predicted model, not a curated record. The transcript is spliced from 19 exons. Gene Ontology annotation, cellular component: plasma membrane.